AUGAAGGAGGUGGGCGAGGAGAGGUGCCUGGACCCGCAGCUGUGGCACGCCUGCGCGGGCGGCAUGGUGCAGAUGCCGCCGGCGCGCUCGCGCGUCUACUACUUCCCCCAGGGGCACGCCGAGCACGCCAACGGCGGCGGCGCAAGCGCGGCCGCCGAGCUCGCGGCGGCGGUCGGGCCGCGUCCGCUUCCCGCGCUCGUGCUCUGCUGCGUGGCAGGGGUGCGCUUCCUGGCUGAUCCGGAGACGGACGAGGUGUUCGCCAAGAUCCGGCUCGUGCCCGUCGGCCCCGGCGAGGCGGGGUUCCGGGAGCCGGAGGGGCUCGGCCCGCUCGGGGGCGACCCGGCGGAGGCGCGCGACAAGCUGGCCUCCUUCGCCAAGACGCUGACGCAGUCCGACGCCAACAACGGCGGCGGCUUCUCGGUGCCGCGCUACUGCGCCGAGACCAUCUUCCCCAAGCUUGACUACAGGGCUGACCCGCCGGUGCAGACGGUGCUCGCCAAGGACGUGCACGGGGAGGUGUGGAAGUUCCGCCACAUCUACAGGGGCACGCCGCGCCGGCAUUUGCUCACCACGGGCUGGAGCACCUUCGUGAACCAGAAGAAGCUCGUCGCGGGGGACUCCAUCGUGUUCCUGCGCACCGAGCACGGGGAGCUCUGCGUCGGAAUACGCCGGGCCAAGCGGGUCACCUGCGGGGGCAUGGAGUGCAUAUCCGGCUGGAACGCGCCAGGGUAUGGGGGGUUCUCGGCCUUCCUCAAGGACGAGGAGAACAAGAUGAUGAAUGGUGGCCCCGCCGGUUACGUCAAGGGCAGGGGGAAGGUGAAGAUCGACCAUGUGGUCGAGGCGGCCACCCUUGCGGCCAACAGCCAGCCAUUUGAGGUGGUGUACUACCCGAGAGCUAGCACGCCGGAGUUUGUUGUCAAGGCCGCGGCGAUGCAGGCUGCCAUGAGGAUCCACUGGUGCCCUGGCAUGAGGUUCAAGAUGGCCUUUGAGACCGAGGAUUCCUCAAGAAUCAGCUGGUUUAUGGGGACCAUAUCUUCGGUUCAGGUUGCCGAUCCACUCAGAUGGCCGAAUUCACCAUGGAGACUUCUUCAGGUCACAUGGGAUGAGCCAGACUUGUUACAGAAUGUGAAAUGCGUGAGCCCAUGGCUUGUGGAACUUGUAUCAAGCAUUCCACCAAUCCAUUUGGGACCAUUUUCUCCACCACGAAAGAAGUUACGGGUUCCCCAACAUCCUGAUUUUCCAUUGGAUGGUCAUCUGUUUAAUCCAAUUUUCCAUGGGAACCCACUUGGUCCUAGCAACAGCCCCCUAUGCUGUUACUCGGACAACAACUCUCCUGCAGGCAUACAGGGAGCCAGGCAUGCUCAAUUUGGUUUACCAUUAACAGACCAUCAGCUUAAUAAGCUGCACCUUGGUCUGUUCCACGGCGGCGGUUUUAACCGGCUUGACGCUCUAACCCCGUCUUCCCGGAUACCUAAGGGCUUUGUGCUCAGCAGCGCACCAGCCCACGACAGCGUCUCUUGCUUGUUGACAAUCGGUACACCACAGAGCACAGAAAAAUCUGUUGACAGAAAGACCCCACAUAUAAUGUUGUUUGGAAAGGCUAUUCUUACGGAGCAGCAGAUGACUUCAAGUGGAUCAAGGGAAACACUCUCCUCUGGGGCUACUGGAAAUAGUUCACCUAUCAGUACUGGGCUGAAGGCAGGAAAUACGUCUGAUGGUUCUGGUUCAUCAAUCUGCAUUGGAUUCUCAUCGCAAGGUCAUGAGGCUUCCGACCUCGGACUGGAAGCCGGGCACUGCAAGGUAUUUAUGGAAUCGGAGGAUGUUGGUCGCACCAUCGACUUGUCUGUCUUUGGUUCAUAUGACGAGUUGUAUGGCCGUCUGGCUGACAUGUUUGGGAUCGAGAAGGAAGAAAUCAUAAGCCAUCUUCGUUACCGUGACACAGCUGGUGCCGUCAUGCACACUGGAGGAUUACCAUUCAGUGACUUCAUGAAAGUGGCACGGAGGCUGACGAUAAUAAGCGGCGAAAAGGGAGGGCUGGCGAAACCUCUCAUCGAAUGCAUGGUUCAGCGGGUGUGA
This is a messenger RNA of Triticum turgidum subsp. durum (durum wheat), 2076 nucleotides long. The record is from the annotation of a GenBank genome assembly. NCBI's taxonomy places the organism in Eukaryota, Viridiplantae, Streptophyta, Magnoliopsida, Poales, Poaceae.